Messenger RNA from Paramuricea clavata, 1230 nucleotides. The record is from the annotation of a GenBank genome assembly. Lineage: Eukaryota; Metazoa; Cnidaria; Anthozoa; Malacalcyonacea; Plexauridae.
AUGUCAGAAGAGAACCCGAGUACGGUCACAAAUCCGGUGAAAACUCACGUCAAGGAUCCAAAAAAAGUGGAGGCAGGACGCAGGCUUGCUAAGAUCAGUCAGGAGGCAAAAGCCAGGAAGCGCGCGCAACUUGAAGCAAUUAAAGAAGAGCAAAACGUUUUGGAUGUAGAGAAUAAAUGUGAAGGGUCGGCGAUUACCCUGGAGAGAGUUGGUAUGGUGGUAGGUAUUACUGUGGGACUUGGAUCCCUCUACGUCAUGUGAUGUAAUCGUCUGGAAAAGAGCGAAAAGCUGGAGGAAAACAAAUCCACAGAAAAACCGCAACCCGCACCAAAACCGCAGGGUGCUCCAGACCUGUUCGACUGAAAAAGAAAAUAAAGAAUAUAAUAAAACAAUGUUACAGUUAUUCUUGGACAUACUGACCUUUACCAUCUACAUCCGCAUGUGUGAACGGAGGAAAACUUCACUUGAGAAACACGACUUUGAAUGUAAGAAACACGAUUUCGAAUGCAGGAAGGGAGAGUCAGACACGGAAAGAAUAAAAAUUCCACGGACUAGGACAUGAAGUUUUUGUUAUAAUAGAACACAAUGACCGACAUAAAGAAGGAAGUGAUCAACGAACUGUACGAUGCCACACUACUGACGACCGGGGUCGUCGGAGUAUCCUACCUCGCUAGAAAGGUUGCUGGAAAAAGUCUCGGUGCACCGAUGACCUUGGAAGGAGCGGCGAAGUUGACUGUUGCCGUAGCCGGAAGCGCAUUUGCCAUGGGAUGUCUAAAAGAUAAGGGAUAUAUUCCCAAAAUGAUUCAUAAAUAAAAAAUGACAUCCGUUGUAGUUGGAGGAUUAUUUAAUGCCGUGGCCUUUGCCGGAGCCGGAUUUCUUUUCUCGAAAUUAAAUGGGCAAGGACACAAAGAAGAAGUGAAAAGACAUAACCAAGCAUUGGAAAAACUUGCGAAAGCAAAAGAAAAAUUUUAUGAAUCCGAAGUAAAGCGGAGGAACGAUGAAGCCCGACGUCGAGCCGAGACCCUGGAUGCCAACAAGGACAUUGAGGAAACAAACAGAGCGCUCGAAGAUUUAAGAAAUUUUACGAGACUUAUGGACGACUCAGCAUCCCGACAGAAACCAAAAUUGAAAGAUUAUUAUCAUCCGUCGGACGAAAUGAAAACGUAUGCGAUGAUGACGAUGGGUGUUUUGGGAGUUGGUAGUGCCUACGGACUGACACGGAUAUUUUAA